AGCAAAACAGAAAAAUAGAAAAGAAAUGAUUAGAGGAGAGGAUACUUUGUCUAUAAAUAAGGAGUUCAGAGCUGCCUGUAAGAGUCGCCAAGAGUUCUUUAGUAGCUAGAGAACUCGUUGAAAGGUCAGAUCUUUCGCCUUUGAAUCAAACACCCAGUUCUGCUCUUUCGUGAGUUUUCAUUUCCAGUUGCAAGAAUGGAGACCUUCCUAUUUACUUCUGAAUCUGUGAAUGAGGGUCAUCCCGACAAGCUCUGUGAUCAAGUUUCAGAUGCCAUCUUGGAUGCCUGUCUUGAGCAAGAUCCCGACAGCAAGGUUGCCUGUGAGACUUGCACCAAGACUAACAUGGUCAUGGUCUUUGGUGAGAUCACAACCAAAGCCAAUGUAGACUACGAGAAGAUUGUCCGUGACACAUGCCGUGCAAUUGGAUUUGUUUCUGAUGAUGUGGGUCUUGAUGCUGACAAGUGCAAAGUCUUAGUUAAUAUUGAGCAGCAGAGCCCUGACAUUGCCCAGGGUGUCCACGGCCAUCUUACUAAGCGCCCUGAGGAGAUUGGUGCUGGUGACCAAGGUCACAUGUUUGGCUAUGCCACUGAUGAAACUCCUGAGUUUAUGCCCCUCAGCCAUGUCCUUGCCACCAAGCUUGGUGCUCGCCUCACUGAAGUCCGCAAGAACGGAACCUGCCCUUGGUUGAGACCUGAUGGCAAAACCCAAGUCACUGUUGAGUACUACAAUGACAAUGGUGCUAUGGUUCCAGUUCGUGUACACACUGUUCUCAUCUCUACACAACAUGAUGAAACUGUAACUAAUGAUGAGAUUGCUGCUGACCUCAAAGAGCAUGUUAUUAAGCCUGUAAUCCCCGAGAAGUACCUUGAUGAGAAGACCAUCUUCCAUCUUAACCCAUCAGGCAGGUUCGUUAUUGGUGGCCCACAUGGUGAUGCAGGUCUCACUGGCCGCAAAAUCAUUAUUGAUACUUAUGGUGGUUGGGGAGCUCAUGGUGGCGGUGCCUUCUCUGGGAAGGAUCCAACCAAGGUUGACAGGAGUGGAGCCUACAUUGUUAGGCAGGCAGCCAAGAGCAUUGUUGCCAACGGGCUUGCUCGCCGGUGCAUCGUUCAGGUCUCUUAUGCUAUUGGUGUGCCAGAGCCAUUGUCAGUGUUUGUUGACACUUAUGGCACUGGAAAGAUCCCAGAUAAGGAGAUUCUCAAGAUUGUGAAGGAAAGCUUUGAUUUUAGGCCUGGUAUGAUUUCCAUUAACCUGGAUCUCAAGAGGGGUGGCAAUGGUAGGUUCUUGAAGACAGCUGCCUAUGGUCACUUUGGAAGAGAUGACUCCGACUUCACAUGGGAGGUGGUGAAGCCCCUCAAAUGGGAGAAGCCUCAAGAGUAGAAUUGCAUGAUCACCAGUAAUCAAUAAUCUGCUUGUCCUUUGCAGCUUCUCUGCAACUCAAAAGACUUCCUAUUGUUUGCUUGGUUCUUUUUACCUUCAUUUUCCUUCCUUUUUGGUUUUUGUAUUUUUUUUUACCCAUAUAAGAAAAUAUGUGGUCUUGAGUCUUAAGAAAGCUAGUAGAGAGGAUCUAUGUCUUUUGGAGAUUACUCGAAAGGAGAACAGGAAAGAAAAGAGUCUGCUGCAGAGAUACUAUCUCAUUUGUUUGACAAUGAAAUUAUGAUUCAUUCUUUACUA
Ricinus communis (castor bean) is the source of this 1671-nucleotide messenger RNA. Its product is annotated as S-adenosylmethionine synthase 1. The record is from RefSeq and is a predicted model, not a curated record. Gene Ontology annotation, cellular component: cytosol. The coding region runs from base 196 to 1377 and encodes 393 amino acids. Gene Ontology annotation, molecular function: methionine adenosyltransferase activity; ATP binding. Lineage: Eukaryota; Viridiplantae; Streptophyta; Magnoliopsida; Malpighiales; Euphorbiaceae. Gene Ontology annotation, biological process: S-adenosylmethionine biosynthetic process. The transcript is spliced from 2 exons.